AUGAUCAAGUCCACUCCCAAAGUCAGAGGUGGUGGGAACUUGAACAGGUGGACCCCCUUGAACCGGAGUGAGAGAGGACACUGCCCUUCACAGACGGUGAAGAAGCUGCUGGAGGAACAGAGGCGUCGCCAGCAGCAGCCUGCUUCCUUGGGGGUGCAGGGACAGUUCCCACCGUCUCAGACUCUGGCCCAGCCCCUGACAGUGCCUCUGACUGCUGGGGAGCCUGGUCAUACUCACUUCCCAGCGCACCACGAGACAGUAGGUCCUGGACCUGGCAAUCUGGCACCCCCCACAGCUUUUCCAGACUGGGACCCCAAUACACACACUGUCUACACAGACGGCUCUUUCUCCUACCCGGCUUCUGGGGCUGAAGGUUUUCUCACACCUGCGUUCUACCCUACCUCGGGCCCAGGGCGGCCUUGUCCAUUUAUUUCUGGAAUGGAGGCAGGAUCCUGGAGAGGUUCUGGACCCCCCACAGAACCCCCACAGCUGCCCCCCAUGGUGACGGGUCCGUCCCUGGACACAGCCCGUGCUCACAUGCUGGCUUUGGGGCCCCAGCAGCUCCUUUCCCAGGAUGAAGAGGGAGACACGCUCUUGCAUCUGUUGGCAGCCAAGGGCCUGCGCUGGGCCGCCUAUGCUGCUGCAGAGAUUCUGCAAGUAUACAGGCAUCUGGACAUCCGUGAGCAUAAGGGCAAGACCCCUCUUCUAGUGGCCGCCGCUGCCAACCAGCCUCUAAUCGUGGAGGAUUUGCUGAACCUGGGGGCCGAGCCCAAUGCCACUGAUCACCAGGGACGUUCUAUCUUGCAUGUGGCUGCCACAUAUGGGCUUCCAGGAGUCCUCACGGCCGUGUUCAAUUCAGGGGCCCGGGUGGACCUAGAAGCCAGAGACUUUGAGGGCCUCACUCCCCUUCACUCUGCCAUCCUAGCUCUCAAUGUUGCCAUGAACCCCCCAGCCCUGUGUCCAAGGAUGCAGAAUAGCCAGGCCCAGGACCGGCUGGCUUGUGUCCAGAUGUUGCUGCAUAUGGGAGCUGAUCACACCAGCCAGGAAAUCAAGAGCAAUAAGACAGUUCUUCACUUGGCUGUGCAGGCCGCCAACCCUACCCUGGUUCAGCUACUCCUGGAGCUGCCUCGGGGUGACCUGCGGGCCUUUGUCAACAUGAAGGCCCAUGGGAACACAGCCCUUCACAUGGCGGCGGCCCUGCCACCUGGGCCAGCUCAGGAGGCCAUAGUGCGGCGCCUGCUGGCAGCGGGGGCAGACCCCACCUUGAGAAACCUGGAGAAUGAGCAGCCCAUUCACCUGCUUCGGCCCGGCCCGGGCCCCGAGGGGCUCCGGCAGUUACUGAAGAGGAGCCGCGUGGCACCCCCAGGCCUGUCCUCUUAGGACGCAAACCCAGACCCUGGACUGAUUUUCCAGUCCCCACCGUCCCGUGGGACAGCCAGCGUAUGCUAAUGUUGCAGAUCUGUGAUAACGUAUGUGGAAUGUCCAGCCAUGGGGGUCUUACAUUAAAACCCCAAAAUGGCUGUGGGGGAGACAGUCCCCAAUAUUUGGGGGCAGUGAUGCCCCUCCCCCACCCACCAGGAGCCCCUUAAUGAUUUCUGUGAAAUCAAGGCCCCUUGGUUGUUUCUGUGAAACACCCUUUCCCUCCCGGGAUCUUUGGAGUUCCUCUUCGAACUC
This is a messenger RNA of Suncus etruscus (white-toothed pygmy shrew), 1674 nucleotides long. It is a transcript of the gene NFKBID, whose product is annotated as NFKB inhibitor delta. The transcript has 12 exons. Gene Ontology annotation, biological process: regulation of gene expression. NCBI's taxonomy places the organism in Eukaryota, Metazoa, Chordata, Mammalia, Eulipotyphla, Soricidae. Gene Ontology annotation, molecular function: protein binding. The coding region runs from base 1 to 1380 and encodes 459 amino acids. The record is from RefSeq and is a predicted model, not a curated record. Gene Ontology annotation, cellular component: nucleus.